AUGGCUAUGUCCUUGCCUUAUGAGCUUCUUAGAAUAGUUUUUGACGAAUGUGCAGGCGAUCCCUUUACGCUUCAUUCCUGCGUAUUAGUUAACAGAAACUGGUGCGUUCUAGCGCUUCAAUACUUGUGGGCCAAACCUUUCACCUUGUUACUUUCAAAGUUGAAGCUUGGAAGCACUCGAUCGAUAGAAAAUCUUAUAACCACAUUCAUCGAAUGUUUUACCGACAUCGAUUCUCUGGAAAAUGCAUUGCAAACGUGUAAACAUAAUCGUAAAAAGUUUCCGUUUGAUUAUAGUCUUUACUUAAAAGAGAUACAUUUCCAUGAGAUCCACUCUUUGGGAACAAGGACAAGACUUAAUAUGACUAAUAUGCCAAUCAUGACUGUUAUUGCUCAUUUGGCAAUUGUAUAUUGUCCAAAUCUCACAACUCUUUCUCUCACAUACCAUGCUUCACAUCAGUUGGCUUUCUAUAUAAAUGAGAAAUGGACUCUUCCCAGAUUGCAAAGUUUAAGUUUGUCUUUAAAUUUACACUAUGGUGCAUUCUGCACACUUUCCAGGGCAGCACAUAAAUUGGAAUCAAUUUCAGUUGAAGGUCUCGAUAUUCAUAGCCUUGCUGAACAAAUACCACAUGGGUUGACAGAACUCAUACAGUCUCAACAUCAACUAAAGGCAAUCACUAUAAAAAACAUUGCUGAAAUUGAUAUGGGUUCACUAUUUAAAUUGUUGGAAUCACAAUCAAAUACUCUGGAAUCAAUUGUUUUGGAAGGAAGUCAUCUUUGUCAAGAUGCCAUAAAGAUUGAACAAAUGAAGUUUCCUCAAUUGACAACCAUCUGCAUAAAACAUAGUUGGAUAUCAGAAAGAGGACUGAAAGUCAUUGUUGAGGCUGACUUACCAAAGUUAAAACAACUCAAGAUUGAAGAUACUGGACUGCAUGAGAGUGACUGGAUUCCAUUAGAAAACAAGUAUCCUCAAUUAGUUUAUUCAGGUGAAUAUUUUUAUUAA
Molecule: messenger RNA, 999 nt
Organism: Paraglomus occultum
Lineage: Eukaryota; Fungi; Glomeromycota; Glomeromycetes; Paraglomerales; Paraglomeraceae
Source: the annotation of a GenBank genome assembly